This is a messenger RNA of Yamadazyma jaroonii, 603 nucleotides long. NCBI's taxonomy places the organism in Eukaryota, Fungi, Ascomycota, Pichiomycetes, Serinales, Debaryomycetaceae. The record is from the annotation of a GenBank genome assembly.
AUGAAGUUAUUGAUAACAACAGGAGCAACAGUGACGUUCAAGAAAUUGAUCUCGUUCACUAUCACGGAGUUCAUCCAACCUUGUAUCGAUCUUGGAUUUGAUGAGGUAUACAUUCAGUAUGGAAAUGAAAUAGAUAAUGGCCAACAUUUAUCUAAAGAAUUCAUCAACCAAUGUUUGGAAGGAGUGAUAAAUUAUCAAUUAACAUCCUUAGAAGGAGAAUUCCUUUUAGAACGUGGAGGUAAAUCAAUCAAAUUGAUAUUUUUUCCCUUCUCCAAUAAUUUACUGAAAUAUAUCCAGGCUUCAGAUAUUAUAAUAUCUCAUGGAGGUACUGGAACAAUUAUAGACAUUUUGAAGUAUUCCAAACCUUUGCUUGUAGUUUAUAAUGAAGAAUUGAUGGGUAAUCAUCAGAAAGAGAUUGCAGAAGAGUUUACAAACCUCAAUUACUGUAUUAACGUAUCUUCAGAGAACUUAGACGAAGAACAGAUCACUCUGAAGGUGAAGAAGUUGAUAACAAAUGAAGUCAAAUUGAGUGAAUAUGAAUCGAAUUCGGGGAAAGUGAUACAGGGUAUUAUCUAUCAUGAAAUAAAUAGGGUCAAAUCAUAG